Haliaeetus leucocephalus (bald eagle) is the source of this 4783-nucleotide messenger RNA. It is a transcript of the gene LUZP1, whose product is annotated as leucine zipper protein 1. The transcript is spliced from 4 exons. Bases 196 to 3561 code for a protein of 1121 amino acids. The record is from RefSeq and is a predicted model, not a curated record. Lineage: Eukaryota; Metazoa; Chordata; Aves; Accipitriformes; Accipitridae.
CUGCCCAAGCCCGGGCUGUCCCGCCGGCUAGAGCGCGCCGUGGGCGGGAGGGAGGCCCGGCUGCUCCCGCUGCCCAGGGUGAGACUGCCUCUUUUCAAAGAAACAGUAACAUACCAGGAAUACACAAGGUGUUAAAGACCACACCAUUCACCAAGACUAAGCAAAGCUUUCACCUAAAAGGAAUAAAAAAUAAACAUGGCAGAAUUUACAGGUUACAAGGAAACGUCAAAUCGGCACUUACGAUUCAAAUUGCAGAGUCUUAGUCGCCGCCUUGAUGAACUGGAGGAAGCAACUAAAAAUCUGCAGAAAGCAGAGGAUGAGCUGCUUGACCUCCAGGACAAAGUUAUCCAGACAGAAGGCAGCAAUUCCAGCAUGCUGGCUGAUGUUGAAGCCCUGCGGAAAAGAGUGCUGAAGAUUGAAGGCAAGGAUGAAGAAAUUAGGAAGGCUGAAGAGCUUUGCCGGUUAAUGAAAGAAAAACUUGAAGAGGAAGAGAGCCUCACCCGAGAGCUGAAGUCAGAAAUUGAACACCUUCAGAGGAGAAUGGCAGAGCUGGAGAAGCUGGAGGAGGCCUUUGGCAGGAGCAAGAACGACUGUACACAGCUGUGUCUUAGCCUCAAUGAAGAAAAGAACUUGACCAAAAAGAUAUCUACAGAAUUAGAAAUACUUAGAGUGAAAGUGAAAGAACUGGAAGCAUCUGAGGACAGGCUGGAUAAAACUGAGCAGAGCUUAACGGGCGAGUUAGAAAAACUGAAAUCCUUAGCACUGAGCUUUAUCACUGAAAGAAAACAUUUCAAUGAAAGAGAAAAGCAGAAUGAAAAAAUAAUCCAGGAGCUAACUCAGAAACUAGAACAAAACAAUAAACUAAAUAGGGCAGAUCAAACUAGAAAUGCAUCCAACUUGCUAGAAAGGUCAUCAAAUAAUCUCCUGGACAGAAAUGAUUUGAGAAUUGAAGAUGACUUGACUUCUGCAUUGCCCUCUAAGGAGUCCAGGAGGAAGGGAAGUGUGGAUUACCUGAAACAUGUAGAAAAUGAAACCAGGAAUAAAUCAGAAAACCAAAAGAAUAAAAAUCAGGAAGACAACAAAGUGAAAGAUCUCACCCAAGAAAUUGAGAAACUUAAAACUCAGAUCAAACGUUUUGAAUCUUUAGAAGAAGAACUUAAAAAAAUGAGAGCCAAAAACAAUGACCUGCAAGACAGUUAUUUGAGUGAACAGAAUAAAAACAAACUCUUAACGGGUCAGCUAGAAGAAAUAAAAAUGCAAAUAAAGAAACAGAAAGAUAUGGAGAAUGGAGAGGUCGAAAAUGAAGAUACAAGCUUUUCUAGCAGGGGAAAACAUGACAGACCUAAAUACAGAGGUGUCAUGGCUGAUUUGACAGCUGCCAAGCACAAGUCAAGGGAGCUCUCACCGCAGCAGCGCCGGGAAAGAGUAAGGAACAGAGAUUUCUCUGUCAGUAAUGACAGCUACAGCCAUGGUGGUAAGCAGGUGCCCAGUCCAAGCUUAAUGAACAGAAAAGCAGGAAAAGCAUCUGGUGCAUCUGCCCUUUCAGACACUGCUGUGACAGAUACAAAGAGACUGGAAGAGAAAUCUUUAGUUUCCACUUUUUCUUCUGGUCAGAAGGAAGGCUGCAUCACGCAGAAUGAAGGGAAGAGAUCAAAAGAGCAGCCGUCUGUCCUCAGCCGAUAUCCUCCUGCUGCACAGGAGCAGAAAUCUUGGAAAGCACCUUCCAAACCUGUUGGUGACACAGGCCCAAGAUCCAAGGCUGAAAAGCCAUCUCAGGUGCUCCGUGGCAACUGCCAAACUGGUGCUGAUGCACGGGAUGAAAAGUCAAGCAAGGGAGAAUCAGUGGCUUCUUUGGCCGAGAAGCUGAAAACAAGUCAGGCAGAAGUCAGUGACUGCUCGGGAGACACGCUGCUUGGCAGGGGUAAUCACACGUCUUCCAACGGCACAGCUUCAGCAUACAGGUGCCACCUCUCAUCCCAUGUGUCGGCAUUGGACUCCACUGGCUCUAAAGCAGAAGCAGUGAACACUUUUGCUGCAUCACACAGACAGCCCUCAGAGGGGAGGGCUAAAAGAGCAAUAAUCUCCCAGGAAAAAGAAUUCACAGACACAUCACUUGAAAGUGCAAAGCCUUCAACACUAACAAAGCGUUCCCAUCGCUCCAGGAGUCAAGAAGACAUCCUGCAGGUUCUCACAGGUCUUGAUAAAGAAGACACAGAGCAGUCUUCAACUUCAGCAAUGGAUCAUGUAAAUGCUGGCUUAAAAAUGGACUCCAAAACCAUCCGGAGUAACCAGGAAAAACUUAAUUCAGAUGAAGAAUCGGGAAGAAGCAAAAAACCAAUCACUCAGUCAGAUUUUGAGACAAGGAAGAAAGUCAGUUCCAAGCAGUUCUCCAGCUCCAGGGGAGUUUUUAGAGCAUCACUUUUUGAAAAUGACAAAAACACUGUAAAUGAUGAAGACUCCACCAAGUGUAUAAAACCAUCAGAUGCCAGCACUGGAGGAUUUAAAUCCAGAAGGUCGUUCAGCCCAAGAGAAGCUCUGAGAUCAAAAGCUGUCAUUAAACCUGCAAUUGUUGAAAAGGAUAUGAAGGCAGUCAUGGGAGGGACUGUUUCUGAGGCAGAGUCAGAAAAACAGAAGUCUGUUUUUAAAAUGGUAACAAAUAAAAUGACAAGCAGCAUCACAAUCUUCCCUUCUGAGCCAACAACUUCAAGGACCAGUGGAGAUACAGCAGCAAAGGAAAGGCAUGUUACCACCAGCAACAUCAUAGUUGCUCCAAAUGAGCCUUCACCAAUAACAAACAAUCUCCCCACACCCUUCGAGAUAUCGAUUAAUAAAAGUGCUCUGAAAUUAUCUGAGACAGACAGAAUUGGGGAGGCAGCACCGAGAAGUAAAGCAGAAACAGUGGUCUCCAGAAGCAGCUUUAUGAUAAAGACUUCUGAACUCACGGAGAGGAACAACUGUGAGCCACCUUCAGAGACAAUCUGCUGGAAGAGCCAUGGCUCUUCAGAUGCAGCUUCAUCUGAAACAAAACAUGUCACUGUGAGAAGUUCCUGGAGAACAAGACAAGGCUUACAUUCCCUGGAGGACUCUCAAACCAAAGUGGAGAAAAGCGCAGCUUCCAUUACUACAAACAUGUGUAGGUCCUCAGUGGACCUCUCAGAAAUGGAAGGGAACAGUACAAGAACAAACUCCCUGGAGCAGACCUCAGCAAGGACCAGUGCCACAGCUAAUUCCUGGAGUGCUCCUGAACUGGGGUCCCGAAGGACCAAAAGUAACUUAAGUGCGUCUGAACUGUUGACACGCAGGAGCUAUGCAAGUGAUCCUACAGCAGCUUCUGCUUGGCACCGGACCACACUACCUGAUGAAAGCAAAGAUUUUGCGCCCAGUUCCAGAAGAAAACAAUAUGGCUCUUCUGAGUACCUCUCACAGGUUGACACACCAGGGAAAAGGCCAGCCACCAAGAUGGAGCUGCAGGACCCCGAAUCCAACCCCCAUGCACCACUGGGUCUCCAAGUGGAGGAGCAGGGUGCUUUCCAUGCCUGCCGGACAACAUCUCGGAGAUGAGUUGUAUUCCUUUCCACUCAAUGGACACGCUGCACAGUGGAGCAAGAGGCAGGACAGUACCAAGCUCACAGGCGUCACACCUGUUUGUAACCUCUUGGGAGGCUUCAGCUAGCCUGAAACCAGUUUUCUAAUGCGAUUUGCAAGGUACAGGAGCUUUACCAGUGAAUUCUUUUUCUUCAUUGCCGAAGAGGCAGCUGCAGAGACUUUGCUCAGGGGACUCCCACUUCUCAUCUCUGUACCUGCAAUCUUAAUCUUCUCCAUAGGAUGAUAGGUCUGUCUCCGUAUGGAAACCUUGACUUGCAUAGCCACUCUGAAUGAUGGUACUCCCUGGACAAGAGAGAACUUCUUGUUAAUCACUUGCAUUUAGACAAGAUCCCAGAAGUAUCCUUGUGACUACAGUCCACCAGCCCAUGACAGCAGUCCUACACGGCUCCACAACUGAAAGCUUACAGUUCCUAGGGAGAGUUUGCUUUCUCCCAAUACACCCUUAUUGGCUUGGGUUGUGGUUUCCUCAGUACCUGUGUUGCCAGUACCCUCUGUCUCUAGGCAGGAGGAAACCAUUCCCCACUGGUUGCUUACACAUAAGAGGGAAAGAGAGCAGAAAAUGUUGUUUAGAAGCAGUUUCUUCCCUAUUGCUGUCAGUCUCCACAACAAGCUUUGCAUGACCUACUGAUCACCAGCUGAGAUCUUGCACCAAGAACUCAUCCACUGAGCCAAACCAACAGCAGUUCACACGGCAGUGAAACUUCCUCUUGACUUGGACUGGGGUGCUUUUUUACCUGAAACUUGAUGCCCAUCAUGCUCUGCAGGCACCAACUCUGCUGCUCAUUCUCAGCAGUUGAGCUCUAAAGGAAAAAGAAACAAGUGCUUUUCCUCACAGACAAGCAGAAUGUCCUUGAUUCCUUCCAAAAACAGGGUGGAGACAGCAGGAUUGGACCCUAAGCUGAGCGCCAGUAUGGCUAUCUAGGCAGCCUCGGUCUGUGCCCCUCUUCAGGACCACCCCAUCUACCGUGGCUGGGACCCAGGUAUGAUCAGAGACUGCUUCAAAUACAGAGGUAUGUCACCCUGUCAGUGCCCACAGGCCACCGAGUGCAGAUGGCAUCACUGUCAGGGGAGAUACUGCCCGCUGCAGCUCCAAGAGGUGCUCAGAUGUUGGAGCAGCAUCUGCCUGAAGCAAGGUGAUUGCAUCUGGCUCACACAGUCAGAGCCCUGCCACUCCUUU